AUGGGCGCAAAAACAAACGUAGUGCCUAUCAAAUGGAAAAUCGCCGUUACUAUAUUAUCGCUGUUCUGUUUAGGGCUGCUCAUUGCCUUGAUUGUGGUAGCAGUAGAUUUUGCCCAGUACAAAGAUAAAUACCCAGGCAAGCAAGAACAACACGACUGCGCAGAUGGCCUUCUGGAGGACGGAGAACUUCCGAAGUCGCAAGCCAUUUUCAAUGACCUCUCGAGCGAAGAACUUGUCGCCGCAAGGGAUUUUUUGCUUCAACAAUCUUCGCUCAAGCUGAAGACCAUGGACAAAGCUUUGGUAAAUGACAACUACAUAUAUCUAAUCCAACGACACCUUCCCGACAAAGAUGAAGUUCUUAGAUAUCUAGAUAGCGACAGCGAUCGGAAGCCACCAAGAAAAGCGCUUGUUGUUGUUUUUCAAGGUUCCGCAAACCCUCCUAAUGUUCAAGAAUACAUUAUCAGCUGGCCAAACGACACUGCGGAAAUGACAUACUCAAAACAUGGAGACGCGCUUGAUUUUAAUGUGAGACCUUAUGAUAUGGUGCAAGAGAAGGCCAUUCAGAAGAUUGUGUACAAUGCAACAGAAAAGGCCUUUAGACUUCUGAAUGAGAGCUAUGAUGGGUAUUGCUACCAUAACUGCACAAACACACGUUUAAGGUUUCGACCACAAACUCCAUUUGGAAAAACAAGCUAUGAACGCACGACUUGGCUCCAGUUUACCCGCGAAGGCUUAGUUGAAGGAACAUACCUACAUCCAGUUGAUUUUCAGCUAUACAUAGAUUUUGCAGGUGCAGACGUCUCCAAAUGGAAUAUCAAAAAAGUUUACUAUCACGGUAUGUCAUUUGACACGGUCGAUACCCUUGUAUCUCAAUACGAUAAGGACAACAUUCAGAAAUCGAAUAUCCCCGCUCCGCAGACAGUUUACCAGGGCGAACAGCCAUUGUUUUCCUCUUUGCAACGCCGUGGAAUCCCCCAGCCCCAGAAACCCAUGCGCGCCCCACGAAUGUUUGAGCCAGACGGAAAGAGAUUCAGUGCCAGGGAUAGCUACAUCAAAUACAUGGGCUGGAGCUUUUAUUUUCGGAUCGACUCGGUUUCUGGUCCCCAACUUUUUGAUAUUCGAUUCAGUGGCCGAAGAAUCAUUUAUGAGCUCAGCUUACAAGAGGCAAUAUCAUUUUAUUCUGGCUACUCUCCGUACUUCAUGGCUGCCAAUUUUGUAUAUGGCGGUUGGACAAUGGGAGCGAGGUCUGUUGAGCUGAUUGGUGGAAUUGACUGUCCAGAAACGUCCAAAUUCUUCGACGCAAUUUAUUUUGUCGACACGGACAAACCUAAAGUCGUCAAGAAUGCGUUGUGCGUCUUUGAACAGGACAGCGGCCUUCCGCUAAGGCGUCACUUUGAAAAGGGCGGUACUCAGGAGAAGAAGGGAUACAAAUUUUACGGAGGCCUGCCUACCAAUGUACUCGUGGUUCGCACCAUCACUACCAUUGAAAAUUAUGAUGGCAUCUUUGACUUCUUGUUUUAUCAGAAUGGUGUUGUAGAAGUGAAGGCAACGCCCAGCGGCUAUUUGUUAACUGACAACGACAGAUUUAACAAUGAUGACUUGUAUGGACAAAACGUUUACAGCAAACUAACUGGAAAUCUUCAUGAUCAUAUCUUUCAUUACAAAGUAGAUCUUGACAUUUCCGACAGAAGGAAUUCUUUCGAAACCAUAACGAUUGCUACGGAAGACAAAGAAAACGCUUGGCUCCCAAGGGAAAGAAGAAUUUUAAAAGUUUUUCGGAGAGAACUAAAUGGAAAUGAGGACGAUGCAAAGUUCACGAAAAUCGAUUUUGACAAGCCCACCUUUUACAACGUUUACAGCAGCGAUGAAAACAAGUUUGGGUCCAAGAAAGGAUAUCUAAUCCAACCAGAGUCAGCAGUGAAACAGGUUUUACCAGUAAAUGAUUACAUCACACAAAUGGCACCAUGGUCUAUGUACCCACUCGUUAUUACAAGAUACAGGGCAUCCGAGCGAAAAAGCAGUUCUCUCUACAAUCAGAACAGUCCCACCAAACCAAUUGUCAAUUUCCCAAGUUUUGACACGGUUCAAAACGAGGGAAUAGUCGAAGAGGAUCUCGUCGCUUGGCUCACUAUUGGUUCGAUUCAAAUACCGACCUCCGAAGAUGUUCCGAACACUGCGUCAGCUGCAAACACGGCAAGAUUUUUCCUUCGGCCGUUUAAUUACUUCGACGAAGAUCCCUCCAUAAAUUCUACUAAUGCAGUGCUUAUUAGACCUGAUAAUCCGAAUAAUGUCGUCCUAACAUACGGAACGCCGCGUGGAGAAAACGUUUGUGUUCCCAGAAAGUAUGACAUUAACAUAAAGGGAACAUACGGGUAAAGACUUGACUGCCCCGAGGGAUAUGUUAUGUACGAACAUACAGAGAAUCCAGUACACUCCUGCCAUGGGCAACUGUCCGCAUGAGCUCGCUGAGUACUGAAACCAAGUCGGAAGCGACAAGACUGUGCUGUUUGCCUUCCCAACUGAUUAAGAACGCAAGUGAUCAGUCUCUCGUGAAAUUAAUCUAUUUCACUUAAAUCAUUGAAGUCAAGUUAUACCAAUAGAUUGAUUAAAUCGGAUGCAAGCUCUAGUGGCCCCGUAGUGGGAAGGAGACGAUAGAGGUUCUAGCAGUUUUCUCAACGCGGCUUCAGAUUCAAAUUUUACUUGCAGUAACAAAAGAUGCGGUAGGACUGAAACCAGUCCGUUAGACCUUGAGGAAUUCGCCUCAGACCCAUCUGCGCCACUUUAUGUUCCCUUUAAUUCCCAACUCCUCAGGUCGAGAGCUUAUAUUGGCAGGAUGAAAUAUGGCAUCGUGACUCCCUUCCAGUUAAAGGUAAAAUAGCCAGAGGAUCAUGCUCAAAAGAAUCAUUUGGUAUCUUAUUUGGGAAGAGGCUGAAGAUGGGGGCCGGGUCUCAAGUUUCAAGUCGAAUCUUUCUGAGAGCUAGUGUUAAUUACUUAAAUACUUAAAGUCAAUAAAAAUAAGGCAAGGUUGCUUGGCUUUUUGUUCGAAAAUCUCUGAUAAGUCUUUCGCAGGCAGGGGGACAUCUUUCUAUCUUCGUGCAAGAGGGCCAAAGAUAACAACUGAUCUGUUAGCAUUGUAGAUCGUAUUAGCCUGAGAAAACAGCCGACAUUUGGCGACGCUAUCACAGGUUUCCCUGCCAAAUGACGUUUGAGAAACGAGCGCAGAACUUUCAUACUGAUGACGC
Porites evermanni is the source of this 3242-nucleotide messenger RNA. The record is from the annotation of a GenBank genome assembly. NCBI's taxonomy places the organism in Eukaryota, Metazoa, Cnidaria, Anthozoa, Scleractinia, Poritidae.